Folsomia candida is the source of this 1145-nucleotide messenger RNA. RefSeq lists its product as uncharacterized. Bases 87 to 1022 code for a protein of 311 amino acids. Gene Ontology annotation, cellular component: mitochondrion. Gene Ontology annotation, molecular function: glycine N-acyltransferase activity. The record is from RefSeq and is a predicted model, not a curated record. The transcript is spliced from 5 exons. Lineage: Eukaryota; Metazoa; Arthropoda; Collembola; Entomobryomorpha; Isotomidae.
UCUACGAAUGGACGAUACAGUUCUUCUUAUCAAAAAAUAAUUAAGUCUUCUCGGAAAUAAAAAUAUCUGCAUAAUUUCCUUAAAAAAUGGAUAUAUUUCCAUUUGUACAAGUUUCUGCGAACCAGAAAGACAGCAAAUUCUCCCAAAUUCUCGCCGUUUUGCUGGAACGCCUGCCAAAAUCUUGCUUUGUUUACAACGCGGUCAAAAUAUCGCCCCGAUUUCCGAACCACUCAAAAUUAUUCUACGUCAAUCUACCCGGUGGUGACAAUAAUAAUUCAAUUUCUUCUACUUCUUGGAUCUUUGUCACCCAUUUUACUGAGGACCACGGUCAGAACAUCUUAAUUUCCUCCCCACUUCGACCACAAGAUGCGCCUUUUUCCCCCUCGGAGAAAGCCGUCCUUGUCAAACUCUUAUCGCCCAGCGUUAUCUUCGCGUGGGACGAGCCACACUGGUUCGUCGGCCUGGACAUUCCUGUAGGACGACUCAUAACUGAAAUCUGUGUCGAGGAGAAAGGUCAAGUCAUCGAGAUCCAGCCGGACACCUUGAUGUACAUGGAUUUCAGAGAUGAAGAAGUGCUGCCCGUUCUGGACAAGGAUUUAACAACGGAAGCAGAGAAACAUUCUGAAUUUCUCAUCAAAUCCCUCAACGUUUCCGACGGGACGGAAUUCAUUUCCAAAAGUUGGAAAUAUUCAAAACCCGACGUGACCAAUCUCUCGGUGGAACGAUUCCUCCAAGAAAACGAGUCCGGUGGGGUGUACCUUACCGGAAGUGACGAAACGCCCGUGAGCGGGAUCAUCCUGCAUGCCUUCGGUCUCCUCAGCAUGCUCUACACUUCGGAGGGUGAACGGGGCAAAGGUCUUGCCAAGCUUGCCAUCAAAUGGGCGUCACGAGAAAUGAUCAAAUCCGACCUAUUUCCAGCCUCUUCGAUUCAAAGUUUGAAUCAGGCGUCGCUCCGAACUCAUGAAAAAAUCGGGUUUAAAAAUGCCGGGUCGUUGUACUGGAUCGUGUAUGCGCCUCAUUAACAAUUAAUGAAUCAAUUAAUUGGUAGUUAAUUAUUAUUAAUUAAUUAUUAAUUCCUGCAAAUUCAUAAUUUCGUGUUACAUAAAAAAUAAAAAUUUCUUAAAUGAAAUAGAAUGGAAUAUCAU